This is a messenger RNA of Sinocyclocheilus rhinocerous, 521 nucleotides long. Its product is annotated as alpha-endosulfine-like. The transcript is spliced from 3 exons. Gene Ontology annotation, molecular function: protein phosphatase inhibitor activity. Bases 131 to 484 code for a protein of 117 amino acids. Gene Ontology annotation, cellular component: cytoplasm. The record is from RefSeq and is a predicted model, not a curated record. Lineage: Eukaryota; Metazoa; Chordata; Actinopteri; Cypriniformes; Cyprinidae.
CAAAAUGACGUCACUGCAGCUAACGCCAUUUUGAUACUGAACACCGUGGGUGGAACAGAUCGGGCACGAUUAGACGGCAAAAUUUACACUCAAACACGCUGAUUAAGUGGUCAGCAAACGCCGAACAGCCAUGUCAUCAGAUAACCAGGACACGGAGAAGCAGUCGGAGCAGAUGGACGAGACUCAGGAAUCCCAGGACACAAACUCAAACCCAGUGCGGACAGAGGAGGCCAAAUUGAAAGCGAAGUAUCCCAACUUGGGUCAAAAGCCAGGUGGCUCUGACUUUCUGAUGAAGAAACUGCAGAAAGGGCAAAAGUAUUUUGACUCAGGAGAUUACAACAUGGCCAAGGCAAAGAUGAAGAACAAACAGUUGCCUGCCGCAGCUGGUCCAGACAAGAACAUCGUCACCGGGGAUCACAUUCCAACUCCACAAGACCUUCCGCAGAGAAAGUCCUCAUUGGUUACAAGUAAACUGGCUGGCUAACGUCAGCCAUAGGUUUUGAAUAAACCCUCUUACCAAA